Pelobates fuscus (common spadefoot toad) is the source of this 1390-nucleotide messenger RNA. It is a transcript of the gene RNF181, whose product is annotated as ring finger protein 181. Bases 20 to 637 code for a protein of 205 amino acids. Gene Ontology annotation, biological process: protein ubiquitination. The record is from RefSeq and is a predicted model, not a curated record. Gene Ontology annotation, molecular function: ubiquitin protein ligase activity. Gene Ontology annotation, cellular component: cytoplasm. The transcript is spliced from 6 exons. NCBI's taxonomy places the organism in Eukaryota, Metazoa, Chordata, Amphibia, Anura, Pelobatidae.
UUAUUGAUUGGUUACCAGCAUGGACUUCUGCUGUUUUCAUUGGCUGACUUGUUCCAGAGUGAGUCAUGUGAUGACACUGCUGUUUCAGAGUUACAGAGCUGGACUGACUUCCUGGAUUUCACUGCCUACUAUUCACUUACAAGGUGCUCAGGCACACCAUCUAUCCAUGGCGUCUUACUUUGAAGAACAUAACUGUGAACCUACUGUUCCUGAGGAGCAGUAUCGUCAGAAUGCCCUUCUAGAGUUGGCAAGGAGUCUUCUCAGUGGAAUGGAUAUCGAUCUUGGGGGUUUGGACCUUACAGAAUGGGAUCAGCGACUUCCGCCUCCAGCUUCCAAAAAAGUUGUGGAAAAUUUGCCAAAAGUUAUUGUAAAACCAGAGCAAGCAGAUGCUGCUCUUAAGUGUCCUGUUUGUCUGUUAGAAUUUGAGGAGGGUGAAACAGUCCGCCAAUUACCUUGUGAGCAUCUCUUUCAUUCUGCCUGCAUCCUGCCCUGGCUUGGAAAGACCAAUUCCUGCCCAUUAUGCCGAGAUGAGUUACCCACUGACAGUCCGGAUUAUGAAGAAUAUAAAAAGGACAAGGCACGAAAGCAGCAACGAGAGCAGAGACUGGAGUAUUUGCAUGGUGCUAUGUACACUUGAGAAUAAGAUCACACCUCCUCCACCCAGCAAUUGCAUUUAAAUAGUGUCUGAAUCUCUUUACAGUUUGACUAGUGGAGCUCAAGACCGGACCUUAAGAAAUCAAUGAGGAGCAGAUACUUUUAAUGUCUCUGCUUAAGCAGAAAACUUUUCACAUUUUUUAACACAUACACUAAUGAUGGUAAUGAAGGAUGGGCUGCACAUCAGUUUUGUUGGUUGCUAAGAGAUCUCGGAUAGAAAAGGAAACACAAUUUGUUUUGAUGUCCCUUUCAAUGUUUAUUAUAAUUAGAGCAAAACAAUAUUUUUGUUUGUACAUGUUACAUCCAACCUUGGAUCUCUAGUAAUUAUUGGCAUGAUUUCCCAGAAUUCUCUACCAGUUCACAAUUCUGGAAAAUAAAAUCCAAACAGCUGGAGAGCCAAAGUUGGACACUCCUCCAUUUGAGUUGCCACUUUUUCCAAUUAACUUUGGCUUCCUGUGAAUUUUUGCUCCUGUCAUAUGAAAUUAACAUGCUGCCCAGAUGUACAUAGUAUAAUACUGAACCUGGGUAAAUCACAGCAUUUCUUAUUGAUACCUCCCAGUGUCUGUCCAUAUUAAGUUUUUGGUUUAUUACAUUAGCCUUCAAAAAACUUAUCACUGAAAAGAAAAAAAAGGUUCCACUGUAUACUUUUAAUUUUCAAAUCACUAUUCUGUAACCUUUGCUCAUCAUCUCAUACCAACUGCUGCGGAAAUUUUAAUGCAAAUAAUGUCAAAUGGCU